AUGUCUGAUGGUAGUGACCCCAAGAAAAGGAAGAGAAUUGCACUCAUUGUGGUCUCUUCGUUCGUCCUGGUCGUGAUUGGUGCCGCUGCGACCAUCGGCGUGUACACAACGAGCGACUCCAGGGCGUCGAAAGCCAGCGAGAAAACCAGCGAGAUCUCGGCCUCGAUCAAAGCCAUCGAGGGGAUAUGCCAACCGACCGAUUACAAAGAAGCGUGCGUGCGGAGCCUCAAAGAGGCUGGCGCGAACACCACCGACCCCAAGGAGCUCAUAAAAGCCAGCUUUAAAGCCGCGAUGAACCACAUCGCCGAGGCUGUGAAGAAAUCGACCGUGCUGAAAGAGCUGGAGAAGGCCCCGAGAGCGCAGCAAGCCCUAAAAAAUUGCAAGGAGUUGAUGGAGUACGCAAUCGAUGACCUUGAGCGCUCGUUUGAUGAAUUGGGCAAGCUCGAGUAUAGCAAGCUGGACGACGCGUUGGCCGACUUGAAAGUCUGGCUCAGCGCCGCGGUCACCUACCAAGAGACAUGCUUGGACGGAUUCCAGAACACCACGGGCAACGCGGGCCACAAGAUGAGGGAGAUAUUGAAGAGCUCCACCCAAUUGACCAGCAAUAUACUUGCCAUGGUCGAUGAGAUCUCCUUGGCCCUAGCUAAGAUGAACCUCCCAAACUUUAAACGCAAGCUCCUAUCGGACGGCAACAACGUGAUUGGACACGGCGACGACUUCUCGAUUUGGCCUCCAAUGCUGCUGGGGAAGCGCAAGCUUCUCAGCAAGAGAGUGGCUGAUCUGAAGCCGAAUCUUGUGGUUGCCAAGGAUGGGAGUGGGAGAUUCAGGACCAUAAAUGAAGCCCUAAAGCAUAUUCCAUUGAAGAGCAACAAGACCUUUGUGCUCUACAUCAAGGCUGGGGUUUAUAAGGAGCAGGUAGUGUUCGACAAGAAGAUGACCAAUCUCAUGGUGGUCGGUGACGGCCCGACCAAGACCCGGAUCAGCUUCGACAAGAACUAUGUCGAUGGCACGACCACAUUCAGAACUGCUACAGUUUCUGUCUUUGGAGACCACUUCACGGCGAGGGACAUCGGGUUCGAGAACACCGCGGGAGCCAUAAAGCACCAGGCCGUGGCGCUGAUGGUUCAAUCCGACAUGUCCAUCUUCCACAACUGCCACAUGGAUGGCCACCAGGACACGCUCUACGUGCACACCAAGCGCCAGUUCUACCGCGACUGCACCAUCACCGGUACGAUUGACUUCGUCUUUGGGGACGCGGCCGCAGUCUUCCAGAACUGCAAGAUGCUCGUUCGGAAGCCGCUGGACAACCAGCAGUGCAUCGUGACUGCUCAGGGGAGGAAGGAGCGGCGCCAGGCAUCAGCGCUCAUCCUCCAGAACUGCGCCAUUGCUGCCCACUCCUCGUAUACACCCUUCAAGGGGCAGAUACGCUCGUACCUCGGGAGGCCAUGGAAGGUUUACUCGAGGACGAUAAUCAUGGAGUCGUACAUAGACGACAUAAUCCAGCCCGAGGGGUGGUUGCCUUGGCUCGGCGAUUUCGGUCUCAACACUUGCUUCUACACCGAGUACAAGAACCGAGGACCCGGCGCGAGCACCACCAGACGUGUGAAGUGGAAGGGCAUCAAGACGAUCACGCCGCAGCAUGCCACGGACUUCACGGCGGGGCGAUUCAUGAAGGGCGACAGGUGGAUCCGCACGGCCGGAGUACCGUACGUUCCUGGAAUGAUGAAUGCUUGA
This is a messenger RNA of Syzygium oleosum, 1734 nucleotides long. Its product is annotated as putative pectinesterase/pectinesterase inhibitor 28. Gene Ontology annotation, molecular function: pectinesterase inhibitor activity; pectinesterase activity. The transcript is spliced from 3 exons. The coding region runs from base 1 to 1734 and encodes 577 amino acids. NCBI's taxonomy places the organism in Eukaryota, Viridiplantae, Streptophyta, Magnoliopsida, Myrtales, Myrtaceae. Gene Ontology annotation, biological process: cell wall modification. The record is from RefSeq and is a predicted model, not a curated record.